Molecule: messenger RNA, 1457 nt
Organism: Meleagris gallopavo (turkey)
Lineage: Eukaryota; Metazoa; Chordata; Aves; Galliformes; Phasianidae
Source: RefSeq, a predicted model, not a curated record
AUUUUUUUCUUAUUUCAUUUUAAUUUCCAGGAACAGAGAAGCUUCAGAUGAAUCCAGGCAUUAAUAAUGAUUAUUUGAUCAUGGUUUUGGAAUAAUAAGAAGAUAUUUCCUGUCCAUGUAAGUGGAGUGAUGUUUCUAAAGAAAACCAAGAAUGGAGUCAUUUUGAUCUCUGAUGGGUGAAACUCACUGGAAUGGAAACCAACAUCUAUGCAGCAAACCAAGGCUCGUCAUGUUUUACAUCUGCCAAGUGCCUGGGGACUCCAAAGGGAGCAAAGUAUGAAGAAUACCGAAGAAACAUAGAAGAACAGAAAAGUCCAUCUGAAUUUCAGGAUGUUUUACUGGAACCUGAGAUGAGUUUGCUGUCUGUGUCAUCCAUAUUAGACCACAAUGAGACAUCCUUGCAACCUGGUGGGACUACAGAGUGUGUUAGUGCCACCAAUCAAUCUGAAGCAGAGCAGCUCUGUGAAGAAUUACUGUGUUCUGCAAGGCACAAGUCAAAGGAAGAAGCUUUAAACUUUACUUCACACACAGAAUGGCCACUCCUUGCAAGAGAAAAUCCAUCUAAGAAACCAGAAAGGAGUCAUGAGAUCAGAGUCAUAAAACACGAGCCAAGUGCUAUCACAUUUUCUGAUUUUGAAUUUUUGUCACGUGAAGCUAAUACUAAACUCCAUAUUUCUGAGGCAGGAGAAGACGACUUUUCAUUUGAAGAGGAAGAAGCAGAUGGCAGAGGUGAUGAUGAUCUGUUUACAGAACUGCCACUGUAUGAGGCGUUUUUCAAUGGCCUUCACAGAACGGAUGUUUUCUCAAGAAAGCAAGCUAAAUGUGAACUUACUGAGUAUUCACACAUCUGUCAUUUAGAAGACUGUGAUGAUAAUUCCAAAAUGGAAUUGAAGGACCAUGACAAGGAGGAAAAACACACGGAGCUGGAGGGAUCAUAAAUCCUGCUACGGUUGGCUGCUGCAGAGAUGCGAGAUUUGUCUUAUAAACGUGGUAGAAAGCUUGAAACCCUCUCUGGAUCAGUUUCAAAGCAUCUCUUCAGUUUCAAAGCAUCAGUUUCAAAGCAUCUACAUUAGCUGUCGUAACAGCCAAACACAGGUUUCUGUCUCUGCUGACAUUCCUUUGGCUGCCUAUGGGAGUCAUCACAGUUUCCUCUAUUGCACCAGAGAGAGAAGCCAGAAAGCCCAAGCGCUGGAAAGGAGCACCUGGAGCUAACCAUGAGGAUUUGCUAGGAGCUCCAGCAAGCCCAGUCGGGCAUCUCUCACCACUAGACAUUCAGGGUUCUCCAAAUGAGUCCUCCUCCUGGCGACUGGUUGUGAGUGGUGUUCCCCAGGGGUCGGUGCUGGGGCCCAUCCUCUUCUAUAUCUUUAUAGAUGACCUGGAUAAGGGCAUCGAGUGCACCCACAGUAAAUUCGCAGAUGACACCAAGUUGGCUGGAAGUGUGGAUCUGCCUGGGGGUA